AUGUUCAAGCGUCUCGUCACCGUCGCCCCCCGCGUCGGCUCUGUCGCGCCCCGUACCCUUGCACCCCUCUCAGGCUUGCAGUCUAUUCAGCCUCUCCAGCGCCGUACCCCGGCUCCUGCUCCCGUUCAGCGAAGAGGAUACCACGAGAAGGUCCUCGAUCACUACAACAACCCCCGCAAUGUUGGCUCCAUGAAGAAGGGUGACCAGGACGUUGGCACUGGUCUCGUCGGUGCCCCCGCUUGCGGCGAUGUCAUGAAACUUCAGAUCCGUGUGAACAAAGACUCCGGCCGUAUCGAUGACGUUGUCUUCAAGACCUUCGGCUGUGGUAGUGCUAUUGCCUCCUCUAGCUAUCUGACCGAGCUUGUCCGCGGCAUGACCCUUGAUGAGGCAGGUCUGGUUAAGAACACUGAUGUGGCAAAGGAGCUCUGCCUCCCACCUGUUAAGCUGCACUGCUCCAUGCUUGCUGAGGAUGCUAUCAAGUCCGCCAUCUCUGAUUACUACACCAAGAACCCCAAGUCCAAGUCUACGGAUCUCUCCGGCACAGGCGCUGCCAUUCCCGACAUGAAGGUCGAGAUUGAGCAGACUGCUACCGGUAGCCCCGCUGCCGCCAUCUAA
Molecule: messenger RNA, 615 nt
Organism: Penicillium angulare
Lineage: Eukaryota; Fungi; Ascomycota; Eurotiomycetes; Eurotiales; Aspergillaceae
Product: iron-sulfur cluster assembly scaffold protein
Exons: 2
Coding region: 1-615 (204 amino acids)
Biological process (GO): intracellular iron ion homeostasis; iron-sulfur cluster assembly
Cellular component (GO): cytoplasm; mitochondrial matrix
Molecular function (GO): 2 iron, 2 sulfur cluster binding; ferrous iron binding
Source: RefSeq, a predicted model, not a curated record